Erigeron canadensis is the source of this 1444-nucleotide messenger RNA. RefSeq names its product tRNA (cytosine(38)-C(5))-methyltransferase 2. The record is from RefSeq and is a predicted model, not a curated record. NCBI's taxonomy places the organism in Eukaryota, Viridiplantae, Streptophyta, Magnoliopsida, Asterales, Asteraceae. The coding region runs from base 57 to 1154 and encodes 365 amino acids. Gene Ontology annotation, molecular function: methyltransferase activity. The transcript has 10 exons.
UUUUAUUUAUUUUAACCUAAAAACUCUAAACCCUAAACCCCAGAGGUAACCACCACAUGGAAGGGAAGGGUUUAAGCAAUGAAGCAUCAUCGUCAUGGCGAGUGCUGGAAUUUUACAGCGGCAUCGGUGGCAUGAGGUACUCAGCAAUGAAAGCUGGGGUGAACGCAGAAAUGGUUGAGGCUUUUGACAUAAACGACCUGGCUAAUGAUGUUUACCAACACAAUUUCAGGCAUCGUCCAUUUCAGGGGAACAUUCAGACCUUAAGUGCUGCUGAUCUUGAUCGUUACCGAGCAAAUGUGUGGCUUCUUUCCCCACCAUGCCAACCUUAUACUCGACAAGGUCUUCAGAAACAAUCUGCUGAUGCGCGGGCCUCCUCUUUUAUAAGUAUACUUGAAAUCAUACCACAGUUGAUGCAACCACCAGUUAUGCUCUUUGUCGAGAAUGUUGUUGGAUUCGAGACUUCUGAUACGCAUCAAAAGAUGAUUCAGAUACUUACAGAAAACCAAUUCGUGACUCAAGAGUUUAUAUUAAGCCCGCUGCAGUUUGCUGUUCCAUAUUCUCGUCCGCGUUACUUUUGCCUGGCGAAAAGAAAACCUUCAUCUUUCUACAACACGGACUUAAAUGGACAACUUCUUCGUGUGCCAGAACCAUUAUUUGGCCCUAAAGAGACCGUAUCAGUCAGUGAAAAUGGUCAGCUUGCAAGUAUGUCGUAUGAAAUGUCCCAAACAUGCCUUCCUAUUGAACAGUUUUUGGAAUUUGGGAACUACGUGAACCAGAAUAGUUUUUCAAAUAGGGGUUCCUUAGAUCAGUACUUCGUUCCAUCUAGCUUGACAGAGAGAUGGGGGAGUGCCAUGGAUAUUGUCUAUCCUGAUUCUAAACGUUGCUGUUGUUUCACAAAGAGUUAUUAUCGUUACGUGAAAGGCACGGGCUCCCUUUUAGCAACCAUUAUGCCAACAAUACGAGACAAAACAUCAUUGGAAGAACUUUGUAUUAGAUACUUUACUCCUAGAGAGGUUUCCAAUUUGCAUUCUUUUCCCAAGGAAUUCGAGUUCCCGGAACAUGUAACUCUUCGACAAAGGUAUGCAUUACUGGGAAACAGCUUAAGUGUGGCAGUGGUUGCUCCGCUGCUCCGUUAUUUAUUUAGCACCCCAUAGUCAUUAUUCAGCUUGGCAUGGCCGUUCAUAUGAAAGCUUCUUGUAGUCUUCUCUCCAGGACAUUUCCAUGAUAAGCCGAAAGAAAGAACCAUGUGUAUCAUAUGUAAAACGGUUUAAAGUGCUAGCCAUAGAGUACCACACAAUUUGGUGUUAGAAAAGAAUUAAAUCACAAAAACAUUAAUCUUGUGUAAGUACCUGUAACGAUGCUUUUUGAUCACCAAUUUCACUGAGCGCUUGGAUACAGUGGUGAUGCUUUUUUGUGCAUUAAUGUAUUAUCUCGACUUGGAUGA